AUGGAGCGAAAAGAGAAUCCCAUGCAGCAAAUAAAACUAGAGAAGAUCUGCCUAAACAUAUGUACCGGAAAGAAUGACGAUUCAUUAAACAAGGCAGCCAAAGUGCUUGAGCAGCUAUCAGGACAGUCCCCUGUGUUCAGCAAGGCAAAGAUAACCCUCAGAGCCUUCGGUAUCCGAAGAAACGAAAAGAUCGCCACAAAUGUGGUUAUCAGAGGACAGAAGGCAAUGGACGUGCUCACUGCCGGUCUCCGAGUAAAGGAGUACGAGCUUCCAUACACCUGCUUCUCUAACACAGGAACCUUUGGAUUUGGUAUCCAGGAGCAUAUCGAUCUGGGAAUCAAGUACGACACCAACAUCGGUAUCUUCGGAAUGGACUUCAGCGUAAUCCUGACUAAGCCCGGAAAGAGAGUCAGCCAGAGAAGAAAAUGCAAGGCAAAGGUAGGAAAAAGACAAAGAGUGUCCCAGGAAGAGGCUAUCAACUGGUUUAGAACUGUCUUUGACGGCACUGUUCUAGUAGAAAAGACUGGAGACAACUAA
This is a messenger RNA of Nematocida ausubeli, 537 nucleotides long. RefSeq lists its product as uncharacterized. Gene Ontology annotation, biological process: translation. Gene Ontology annotation, molecular function: RNA binding; structural constituent of ribosome. Gene Ontology annotation, cellular component: cytosolic large ribosomal subunit; ribosome. The transcript has a single exon. NCBI's taxonomy places the organism in Eukaryota, Fungi, Microsporidia. Bases 1 to 537 code for a protein of 178 amino acids. The record is from RefSeq and is a predicted model, not a curated record.